AUGGAGUUCCCGGACAAGGAGGUCAACGACCCGCAGUCGAAAAUUUACGGCUGGGAGGAGUCCCGCGUGAUCCAGGCGUUGCGGAACCAUGCGGGCGGGCGCAUCAAUGCCAAGCGCCUCACUGUCUGGGCGCUCACGCUGAAGGACUUCGAGCCGUGGUUCAUCAACGAGGUGCUCGUGAAGAUCCUGCCAACGCUUCGCCGCAACGGCGUGCUCUGGAUCGGCAAGACCAGAGUGGGGAAGUCGACUGCGUCAAAGACCCUUGCAUUCUUGAUGUCCAUGCUGGAGAUCGACGCCCUUGAGGGCGAUGAUGGGGAGGGCGCCCCCGAGCCUUCCAUUGUCACCGCCAAGCACUUUGAUUUCUUCAAGGGCGAGCACGUGGAGAGGGUGCUGCCCGCGGUGUUCGACGACGGGGACUUGCACAAGCAGGACGCGUCCGUGUUGAAGGCGUUCCUUAACCCGAGCGAGGAGGACUCCACCUUGUGGGCGAGGUGGGGGUCCAGCACGUUCGCCCCAGGGGCGCCCCGCCAGGCAGUGAACAACAGCUACGAUAAUGCAUUGGAGAAAAGAUUGGUGGCAGCUUGGCGCCAGGGGCAAGCAAUGGAGAUUCCGCCCAAGCAGCUCAUGAAUCUCAUCGCGCCCUCCCUGAAGCAGGUCACAGAGGAAGAGGACAUGAAAGCCUUGCUCGCGAGGACCCACGUCGUCGUGACCACGGACGCGCGCGUGUACUUCCGCCUAGCAUCCGAUGAGUUCCCAGAAGACGGAGUCGCGCCCUUCUUCACAUACACCAAGAAGACGAAGCCUGACCUCUUCAAUUACUCGCCCGAGGCGCGCGCGUGCUUCGGCAGGUACAAAGACGACCCAACUUCGUCGAACAACUACCCGACCGACUUCAAGGAGAAAUCAGAAUGGUCUCUGAAUUUCGCGAAGCGCCUGAUGCGCGGCGAGGACGCGCCCACCGUGUCGAUCACCCGCGGUGCCUCGCUCUUCGGGCAGCCCGUGCACAGCGUCCAGCCAGAGGUCGUGCCCCUGCCAGUGGGCGGUUCAGGCAGUGGCGCGGCUUCUUCGAGCGGCUUGUCAGGGCCAUCUGCGGUCGCUGGCAUGGGGUGCGCUGGCGAGCUGAGCAACGUGGAUGCGGCCGAGCAGCAGGCGAUCUACGCCGCGAUGCAGGAUCAAUUCUUCGAGGGCAACAAGAGGGACAGCGGCGCGUUGGUGGACCUCAUGUCGCCUCCCCGCAAGCGCCUCGCGACGGGCGCCAGGGCUCCCUUCGGGUGCGGCGGGGAGCUCAGCGACGUGGACUUGGCUGAGCAGGCCGCGAUCUACGAGCAGAUCCAGCAGGCGUUCUUCAACCAGAACCAGGUGCUCUCUGGCACGCAGAUAGACCUCACCACUCCGCCCCGUCAGCGCCCUGACACGGCGGGCGACGACUUCGACUUGCAGGCCGAGCUCGAGCGCCACUUAGACUUGGAGGAAGAACGUGAGCGCCAGCUAGCGGAGGAAGCCCGCAAUCAGGCAGCAGAGGACGCCGCGGGCCAGGGCGGCGCCAUGGAGGAGUGA
Messenger RNA from Prorocentrum cordatum, 1557 nucleotides. The record is from the annotation of a GenBank genome assembly. NCBI's taxonomy places the organism in Eukaryota, Dinophyceae, Prorocentrales, Prorocentraceae.